CGUAGUUUAUCCCAACCUGAUAUUAAUCCACCAGCAAUCCCUGCACGACCUCGUUAUCGAUUUUAUCAGAACCAGCAAACACCUCCAAGAAUAGAUACUUCUAUUUUCCCUUUACGUAAUCCUAAUUUUCCUCGAAUUCGUCAAGGAAAUAUAUCUCCAGUAAGUUCAACCUUUUCUCAAACCAGAGUAGCUGACUUUGAAGAAACUCUAUCAAGUCCACGUAGUGCAAAUACUGUCCGUUCUGACGACGCUAACAACAAUACUGAGUAUCGAAGUAUUUUUGAACCCACGGACGACGAAACGACUUAUCGACCCUUAGGCCAACGUAAUUAUCUUGAAGAUCACGACCGAAUAAUAAUAGCUACUAGUGAACCAGAAGCCGAUAAUCAAUCAAUUUUAACACAAGACGUAAACGAAGUGAUUGAGGAAGGAAAUCAGGGAGAAGGAUUCCCUUUAGACAAUAUAAACAAUUUUCUUAAUAUUUUAAACAACGAGAACAAUAAUUUAAACAAUAACCCAGUAGACAAUAAUCUUAUCGAUCUCGGACCUCCUGACGAUCAAGAGAAUAUUUCGGACCACGAACACGACACUAGUGACGAAGGAAGUGAACAUAGCUCAGGAAGUUCACUCGACGACGAAGAUAACAGCGAAGAAGAAAUGUCCGCUAUUUUAAAUGCAAUGGGAGCUUAUCUGAAAAAAGGAGCUCGUGACUGGUAUCUUGGAUGGGCUGCUGACAAUGAUGGGCAUGAUUGGACCGCUCUCCGUCGAGCCUUUGAAAAUAAAUUCUGUAAUGACGAUUUUAGAGAUCAAUGGUUAGAAGAAUUAAGAGGACUAAAACAACGAAAAACUGAAUCCGUUGAAGAAUAUUAUUAUCAGGUCAUGAGAAUGGCCACGAGAGCUACACUUGAUGCAGCUCGGACCCUUCCCUAUUUUAUUAAAGGAUUACUUCCAGAAAUACGAGCCGUUGUCAAAACCCAUGCUCCUGCUAAUCUAAAUGCCGCAUUACUUAAAGCUAAACAAUACGAACAAGGAAAAGGAGAAGUUAAGAGACGUAAAAAGAAGACUAAACAUUAUGAAAGUUCCAGUGACGAAUCCGAUAGUAGUGAGAAGAAAAAGCCGCAGCAACAACCAUCACAACAAUAUCAAAUUCUAAAUCGCAGGAAUGUCAGUUAUGUCGAGUACGACAAUCAUGAUAUUGAAGAACAUGAAGCAUAUGAGGCAAUGAGAAAUAAACCCAAUAACCGACCCUCACCUAUUCGUAAACCAGGAAGACCUCCGAAAAUGACUACCACUCCAAAUCCACCUCUACCAAAAGUUCAAGUACAAGAACCUGAAGUCCUAGUCGACUUUGAGCAAGAUCCAUAUGAAGAAGAACCCAUGGAAGAAGUAAAACCAACUGAAGUGAAACCUGCAAAGAAACCUAGGAUGAAACGUCAACCUUCUAUUAUUGAUCAAAUGACACCAUACGACAUUUCACAAGAUAUUUUGAAUAUGCAAGCAAGCGCAAAGAUUGGACAAUUACUGAAAUAUCCAGAUCAAAAGAAAAAUAUGUCAAAGAUUUUGAAACGACCUACUCAAAAGGAAACUAACCAUGAUUUAUAUUCAAACCCCUGGCAAGAUCGUGACACUAAAAUCUUGGACACAAAAGAAUCAGAAAAUUCUGAUGAUGAAAAUCCUGCCAUUUAUUUAACUGAAACUGCUGCUGUAAAAACUUCUGAAUUCCAAGUUGGAAUAUUAGAUGAAUCACAAGAAAAAUCCGCUGAUAAAUUGUUUACUGAAUUUACUGACGUGAAAGCCCAGUUGAAAUUAAACAAGGAUAAAUGUCAAUUCUUCUCCACCAGCAUUAAAUUCUUGGGACACGAAAUUUCUCGACAAGGAAUUCAACCUGAUGAAGGAAAUUUAAUUAAAGUAAAGGAGUACCCACAACCAACUAACCUACGAACUAUCCGAGGAUUUUUAGGACUUGCUUCCUAUUAUCGCAAGUUUAUAAAAGAUUUUUCUACUAAAGCAAAACCCCUAAAUAAAUUGUUACAAAAAGAUACUCCUUUUCAAUGGGAAGCUGAACAACAGCAAGCUUUUGAAUGGUUAAAAGUCAAGUUGACUAGUGCCCCAGUUUUGAGAUAUCCAGACUUUAAGAAACCCUUCUAUUUACAUACCGAUGCUUCAGGAACAGGAUUAGGAGCAGUGUUAGCCCAAAAGGACCCUGAUAAACGAGAAUAUGCUGUUGCAUUUGCUAGCCGAAGCUUAAACCAAGCUGAACGGAACUAUUCAACUACUGAACAGGAAUGUCUCGCCGUUAUUUGGGCUGUAGAACAUUUCAAACAUUAUUUUGGAACAACCCAUUUCUAUGUUGUAACUGAUCAUGCUGCACUAAAAUGGUUACACACUACUGAACUGAAAGGACGACGAGCCAGAUGGAUAUUAAGAUUAGAACCUUAUAACUUCACUAUUUUAUACCGAGCAGGAAAAUCCCACAACAACGCUGACUCCCUUUCCCAAUUAGAAAUUUAA
Messenger RNA from Dentiscutata erythropus, 2511 nucleotides. The record is from the annotation of a GenBank genome assembly. NCBI's taxonomy places the organism in Eukaryota, Fungi, Glomeromycota, Glomeromycetes, Diversisporales, Gigasporaceae.